This is a messenger RNA of Daphnia carinata, 4076 nucleotides long. It is a transcript of the gene lds, whose product is annotated as transcription termination factor 2-like. The record is from RefSeq and is a predicted model, not a curated record. Gene Ontology annotation, molecular function: ATP-dependent chromatin remodeler activity; ATP binding. The transcript is spliced from 13 exons. Bases 145 to 3945 code for a protein of 1266 amino acids. Lineage: Eukaryota; Metazoa; Arthropoda; Branchiopoda; Diplostraca; Daphniidae.
GCUCCAUGGUUCGAAAUUUUGGGUAACGAGAACAAGUGACGAGAUUUGCUAGUGAGCGAAAUUUUGCUAUGAGAACAAAAGAUUUUAUCUAAUUAAACGGUAUACAAAAGUUGGCAUACUUAAAACCGAAAAUCCGAAAAAGAAAUGUCAAGAUACUCAUAUAGAGCUAAUAGAAGUGAUUUGGUCCCAUCAACACCUGAUGAAGAAAACAGUGGAGAUGAAGCUUCUGAUUAUGAAGUUUCUGAAACCCCUAUUGAUGAUUCCUUACGGCAGCCAAAAUCAAACACAUCUAGUCUUGAAGAGACAGACGUAAUAGAAGAAUCCCUCCAAGAAUAUAGUUCAGAGCCUGAACAGCCACAACAUUCAAACAGCUUUGAAACUUCUGAGCAUGAGAAAUCUUGGGAAUCAGAAGAUCAGCUAGACAGGAGUGGGAUUUCUAACAAGGAACACCUUAGUGCUUCAAAGUUCAACAGCAAUAGUAUGAAGGACCAGCAGGUAAAGCAUAGAUCUAGUAGGAGUUCUGAUGAAGAUUCAAAUGACGAUUCCGAAGCGAACGUGUCAUACCGUCUCAAAGGAAUAAGUCCCGUCCCUGGAAUGGAAUACGCCAGUCAACCUGACCCUGAUGAUACUUAUCAAGUUAUCCAAGCAGGAAAACGCCAUGGACAUAUGGUUAUUCGCAGUUCGGAAGAAAACUCUGCUGAGGCUUCUGAUGCAGAAGACGUGGCUGUUCAGAAGUCCAACUUGUCUGAUAGAUCUGUUAGUUCCUUAUACAGUCUAGACGAUUCUUCUCCCUACCCGACUACGAAGAAAAACGCAUUCAGAAACCCAGUGGACAGUGAUUCUGACUCUAGUUUCGACGCCUCACGGGUAAAAAAGCCUACGAUCACCAGCGAUGAGUCAGAUUCCAGCGUCGAACCUACACCGCGUGUACGUCAUACGCGAUCUCUAGGAAAGCGUGUUGUAAAGAGAAUUGAAAGUGAUGACAGCGAUGAGGAUUCAAGCCCACGAAUCACGCCUCAUAAUAGGUAUGAAGGACCCAACAAAGCUGACAAUCACGUAUCUUCCUCAAACGGUAGAUUUCCUUCAACAAGAAUGGUUUCACCAAAACCUUCACUACACUCGACGUCCUCUACAUCACCACACCUAAGUCAAAGCCUAAUUCAAGAGGCUCCUCUUGCGACAAGCUUUGAUAAAUACGAUUCUGGAAAUGGUUCCACUAUGGAGCGUCACAAUGAAAAUGGAUCUAGAAAAUCUUCCACUGCAAUUGAAAAUAAAUCACAGCGUCCCGAUCCUCUAGAAGAGGAUGCCGAAAUACCGAUAGAAGAUCUUUCCAACAGCAUCCUCGAAGUGUCAAGUACAGUAGUUUCAUUUUCCAGUCCUGAAGUUCUAGAUAACAGCAUCGAAGAAAUCACUUCGGCGUCGGAGAUCUCACUACCGAUUCCUCCAGUAACGCUCUCGGCUGCAGAGGCGGUACGGUUGCGCGAAGACCUGGAGCGGAAGAAACUUUUAAUGAAGUCGUGCAGGUUAGAGUCGCUGCCCGAUGGAGGAGCAAAACUUAAAGAACAAAUUCGUCUGAUAACGGAGAAACUGGAGUCGGCUGCAGUAGUUCCGGAUAUUCGCCCUGCCCCAGUUGUAUCAUCGGCGUCAGAUAGUGAGGUUCAAGAAGAUGAACUUCGUAAGCAACUGCAAAUGAAAAAGUGGGCCAUGGGAAACGCAUCUGCUGGGCAAAAGGAACGUUUACGGAUUGAAAUUGGUGACAUGGAGCGUCGCCUCAUUCAACUGUCAAUCGCAAAUGCUACUAAUGCCGGUGCCACUUCGAAAUCGAAAUUUGUUGAUUUUCAAAGCGAAAUGAGCAGCCGUACAUUAGGUGAAAAGCAAAAAGGGAUUCAGCUUCUUCCGGAGGCACCGAGGUUAACAGAAAUGCAAAAGAAGAUGUUUGCGGAUAAUGCUGGGAAAGAGUUGUAUCAAAAAACAGAAACUGGAUACAUCUCCGCAGCAGCCCGCCGAGAAGCCGUCUCUAUUACUAUGGACUCGCUUGAAAAUCUUCAUCGCUCUCUUGCCAGCUGCCCGAAGGAAACGGAAAAAGAACCUACACCAUCCUGCCUCACGGUCCCUCUUUUACCUCACCAAGAACGUGCCCUUAAGUGGCUCUUGUGGCGUGAAACUCAAGUCCCAGCCGGAGGGAUAUUGGCCGAUGAUAUGGGUUUGGGCAAAACUCUGACUAUGAUUUCGUUGGUCGUACGCCAGAAGGAGCUAGAUCCAGCACCGCCGGCUUCCAGUGAUAUAUGGCUUUCCAAGACCGUCAAGAUUAAGCGGUCUGCUGGAACACUCGUCGUCUGCCCUGCAAGUGUAGUAGGUCAGUGGGAGAAAGAAAUCCAGCGACGCUGUAAACGUAAUUCGUUGAGUGUGGUGAUUUUUCAUGGCCCAGAUCGUAACAAGUUGGCGCCCAAACUGCACCAUUACGAUGUAGUCAUUACCACUUACCAGAUUGUUUCAAGAGAAAUUGCGAAUGUGAAAAUCGACAAGAAGGAUGGCGAUUCCAAACCAAUUGGUGAUUUCGACGUCGAAACUGAUGCGAGUGCCAUACGACAGUCGGUUCUACUACAAAUCGCAUUUGAUCGCAUCAUCCUUGAUGAAGCCCACGUGAUUCGUAAUCCGAAAGCGGGUAUAUCGCAAGCUGUUUGUAGGCUGCGUGCGGUCCGUCGGUGGGCAGUUUCUGGUACUCCGGUACAGAAUAAAGAGCUGGACAUGUACUCUCUUUUGCGUUUCCUUCGCGUGUCACCGUUCGACCAAUUAGCGGUGUGGAAGCGAUGGGUCGAUUCUUCAAAGGCCAAGAAUGAGCAAGCUCAAGGACGGCUGCAACUUCUAAUCAAAGCCCUUCUUUUGAGACGCACGAAAGACCAAAAGGCUGAAGGAAGCGAAACACCGCUCGUUGCAAUGCCAUCUAGGGAGGUGCAUGUUCACCAAGUUCAGCUAUCGAAAGAAGAGAACGAAGUAUAUCAAAAACUUCUUGCCUUUUCGCGUAAGGCUCUAGAGGAGUAUAUAAAAGGCCAAGAGGCGAGGAUGAGAGAAGGAUUUACAUACGACCGAACGAAUCUUCCUGAACUGCCUCAGAAAAACGUGACAAAGCAAAUGAUGUUGGUAUUACUGCUUCGUCUUCGACAAGCUUGCUCACAUCCUGCUUUAAUCCAGACAAUGUUGGAUGCUACCGAAACAGAAUCGAUGGGCAGUGAAGAAGCCAAAAUUGAAGACAAUGACAUGGACUUGAUCUCCCAAAUGUCAAACAUGACGUUAGGCAGUAAACCUGACGAGCCAAAAAAAGAAGAAGAAAACUUUUUUACUCAUACGAACCCUAUCUUCGACCGCGAAAACCUAAGUAGCAAGAUGAAGUAUAUUAUCGACGAAGUGAAGAAAAUUGUCGCUCAGGAUCAGAAAGCUGUCGUAGUCUCUCAAUGGACGUCCAUGCUUGAGCUGUUUGCCCAGCAUUUUCGCAAACUUCGGAUUCGUUGCCAUUUAAUAGCGGGCAGUGUUGCAAUUAAACACCGUACAGAAAUCGUGGAAGAUUUUAACGGAAACCCCAAGGGCUCACCGGUAAUUCUUCUUUCACUUAGCGCCGGUGGAGUAGGACUGAAUUUGGUUGGUGGGAAUCACAUCUUUCUGGCCGAUAUGCAUUGGAACCCACAGUUGGAGGCUCAGGCAUGUGACCGUGUCUAUCGCGUUGGCCAAACGAAAGAUGUUCACGUUCACCGUAUGGUCACGCAAGGUACCGUUGAAGAACGCAUCCUCCAACUGCAGCAACAAAAAUUGGCCAUGGCUAAUGGUAUUCUUACCGGAGCAGCAAAACUUGCGACAAAAGGUUUGACCAUUGAUGAUUUGAAGAUGCUUUUUAACCCCGGUCCCCCACCUUAUGCUCCGAAGCCCAUGUUAAAUCCUGAUGGAUUCUAAAAGUACUUGGCAUCUUCCAUUUAAAAUAAUGUAUCAAAAUUCGGAUUUUAAUUUUUCAAUUUGUUCGCUUUUAUUCAAUGUUCAUGCCCAUGAAGAUCCCCAAUAAUUAUUGAAGUUCAAGGGAAAAUAAA